UUGCAAUGUACAAUGUUGGCCGACAUGCAUCUUUCUAAAACGUGUUUCAUGCCUUAUGGAUCCUGAGGUUGGUCGUGCGGUCCAUCGGAACGCGGACUUGAUUUACAUUGCCUUAAAUUCAAGCUGCAAUCAUGUCUUCAGGCAAGAAAGGAAAGAAGAAGAAGGGUACAACUGUAGAUUUAAUGUCAUUUCUGGCUGAUGGGGGUGCAACACCCGCUGUGCCAGUGAAACCAUUGAGCUGGGCCGAUGAAAUGGAAGAAGAUCAUGAAGGAUUUACAUCAAGAAGCAGCAAAGAACCAGUAGUUCUACCUACAGCCCCAAGAGCUGCACGAGAUCCUCGCGGUACCGAUGACGAUGUUCCUACUAAUCCACCUUAUGUAGCGUAUCUUUCUAAUUUACCUUAUGAAGUGGAUGAAGGAUAUCUGACAGAGUUUUUCACAGGCAUGAAGAUUUCUAACAUACGCCUGCCAAAAGAUACUAAUAAACUCAAGGGAUUUGGAUAUGUUGAAUUCGAAGAUCGCCAGAGUUUAAUCGACGCUCUUAAUUUAUCCAACACGCCGAUGAAAGCAAGAAGAGUACGAAUCGAUGUUUCAAAUAGCAUUAACGAUGAUCGUCGUGGUGGACGUAUGGGCAGAGAUAAUCGAAGAGAUAAUUACGAUGACGUUGAACGUACAUCUGGAGAUUGGAGAAGCGGUACACGAGAUGAAAAUGCGCCUGCAGAGGGUGACACAUCAUAUCGAAGUCGAUAUGAUAAUAGAGACAGAGACAGACGAGAUGAUCGCGAAGCUCCUGAGGCUGAGAACAAGCCCGGUGCAUGGCGUGAAAAUAGUGACAGAGGAAGACCAGCAUUUAGGGACAGAGGUGGUUUCAGAGAUGAUGAAAGAGAGAGAGACAGAGACAGAGAUUGGGGUGGUAGUCGUUAUGAUAGGGGUAGUCGAGACAGAAAUGGAGAUAAAGGGGGCAGUUUUGGGCCGCGCCGUAAUUAUGGAGAUUCCGAUUGGAACAGAGACAAAGACAGAGAUGUUCCGCGUAGGGCAGACAAACCCAGUCUAGACAGUAAACCCGAAACAAAGACUAGACCGAAGCUAAAUCUAACGCCUCGAACAAAACCUAUUGAGCCUAUUGCUGUAAAAGAAGAGCAAUCUGCUGCUCCUGCACAUACGCCAUCAACAAAUAUAUUUGGUGCUGCAAAACCUGUAGAUACCACUGUCAGGGAAAGAGAAAUAGAAGAACGUCUAGCAAAAUCAUAUGCAGAAUCAAAAUCCAGAGAAGAUGGGGAUUCCGAAAAACGCGGUAAAGAAGGUACUUGGGUCAAACGCAAUGGAGAAGGGCGUGAUGAAAAAGAUAAAGAGCAACGAAGCCGACCAACUUGGCGGAUGGAUGAGGACAAAAGUCGACGAAACGAAGUAUUGCCGUCGCGAAGUCAGUUCGCUCAUACCGAACAAUAUGCAGAGCCUCGAAGUCAGCCCGCUCUUCGUCCUGGACUACCGGCUGUAAGAACUCCUCAAAGACUCAACGAAACUCGUGCCCCAGAAAGAGACCGAAAAGAUAAAGAAAAAGAUGAUGCCAGCAAGAUGCCAAAGGCAAGGGAUGAACCAGUUCCAGAUUUCAUAUUUUCCAAUAAGUAUUUCUGUUUACCUGACGAUGUGGGGCCUGACAGUGAUGAGAAUUAGUUCUGAUCCGCUAUACAUCAUCAAUUAAAUUGUGCCACAUGCAUCGUAAAUUGGUCUAUAUAUGCAUAUUAUUAAUUUGUUUUAUCUCUAUUAAAUACUUAUCGAAUUAAUUCAUGAAUCAAGCAUUAAGCUCUUGGUA
Molecule: messenger RNA, 1812 nt
Organism: Colletes gigas
Lineage: Eukaryota; Metazoa; Arthropoda; Insecta; Hymenoptera; Colletidae
Gene: eIF4B
Product: eukaryotic translation initiation factor 4B-like
Exons: 12
Coding region: 132-1673 (513 amino acids)
Molecular function (GO): RNA binding
Source: RefSeq, a predicted model, not a curated record